Perkinsus marinus ATCC 50983 is the source of this 2199-nucleotide messenger RNA. RefSeq lists its product as hypothetical. The coding region runs from base 1 to 2199 and encodes 732 amino acids. The record is from RefSeq and is a predicted model, not a curated record. Gene Ontology annotation, biological process: microtubule-based movement; mitotic spindle organization. The transcript has 17 exons. Lineage: Eukaryota; Perkinsozoa; Perkinsida; Perkinsidae. Gene Ontology annotation, molecular function: ATP binding; microtubule motor activity; microtubule binding.
AUGGGAGGAACCAAAAAGGAUGAUAACAUCCGAGUGGCCAUUCGCAUGCGGCCCUUUAACGAGCGUGAGAAGGCUCUAGGGUCGACUCAGGCAGUAGUUGUCCAAGGGAACGCAUGUCAAGUCGUUGGGGAAGUUCCUAAGGAGAACAAUAAGGCGACGGGAAGGGCCCCUGCAGCUGGCAAGACCUUCUUCUACGAUUACGCUUAUGACAGCACUGACAACGCCUCCUCGAAACCAGCUUCCAACGCAUCGCUGUAUGAUGAUAUAGGGAAGGUCAUCCUCGACAACGCCAUGGACGGCUACAAUGGGUGUCUGUUCGCCUAUGGGCAAACAGGCAGUGGGAAGAGUUAUAGCAUGUUGGGCGGCUCGGGAGAUCCAGGGAUGAUACCAAGGCUGACCAAUGCUCUAUUUGCUAAAGUUAGCCAUGCCGAUCCUAAGUACCCGCAGACACACGUGUGGGUAUCCUAUUUGGAAAUCUACAACGAGAAGUUGAGGGACCUCCUGGCAGCUGGUGAUGAUGAUGGCAAUGAAGAGGGCCUGUCUGUGUACGACAAGGCGGGACAGGGCGUAAUAAUAUCGGGGGCAGUUGAGGCUGCUGUGGAGUCCUUGAAGGACGUUAAAGGCCUGUUGGACUUUGGUAACGCUCGGAGGGCUGUGGGAGCCACUAACAUGAAUGCGGUCUCUUCUCGCUCGCAUGCAGUGUUUACUCUAAGGGUUCAACGCGUGUGCUCUGAUGGCGGUGGCGACCUUCACUCCAGGAUCAACCUAGUGGACUUGGCUGGUAGUGAGAGGCAGGCUAAGACACAGUCAGAAGGCAGUCGACUUAAGGAGGGUAUUGCUAUCAACCAAUCCUUAUCAACACUAGCACAAGUGAUAGCCCGGCUGUCUGAAGGCAAGGGCAAGGGACAUGUACCCUUCCGUAACUCCAAGCUUACCUUCCUUUUGAGGGACUCCCUCUCGGGCAAUAGCAAGACCUUCAUGAUCGCGGCAAUCUCGCCAUCAACAUCGGAAAUCUUCGAGACAGUGUCAACUCUACGUUUCGCUACUUCUGUUAAGAAGGUCCAAACCUCAGCGGUGCAGAACCAGGCCGCGGCGGGUACUGUGGAUGCUAUGAAACAUGCUAUGGAGGCGCUGAAGAAACAGUUGGCUGCUAAGGGCGUUGAUGACCCCGACAGGAUAGCAAAGGAGAAGGAACAGAAUGAGGAAAUUAAGAAAUUGAAGGCUGAGCUGGAGGCUAACAAACAGGAGAUAUCGCUGAUGCAGACAGACUUCCAUGAACAGCUAAAGAAGAACAAACAGAUGGCUAAGGAGAGGGAGGCUUACCUCAAGCAAAAGGGAAUCAAACAUGGGGAUGUGGUGGAUAGGAAACACCCCUUCCUACUCAAUGUUUCCUCGGACCCUCUCCUCAGUGGGAGUCUGGCCUGGUCCCUUCAUGGUCAUCAUGAGUUCCUGGUCGGUAGUCAUAAGCAUAAAUGCGCAGUUGUGGUGAGAGGCCUGGGCAUUCCCAACGAUGAGCCCCUGUGCAAGUUCGUAUGUCCUGAGGAGGGUAAGGUAGGGAUACAGAUGCUGUCAGAGAAGGGCUCAGUACAGCUGAAUGGUCAUCGACUUAAGGCUGGGGAAAAGCAGAAGCUGCACCACAUGGACAACAUCCUUCUGGGCAAGGCCAUUAUGGUUCGACUGCACCUCCCUAACCAUAAGGAGGAUAAGGACCUCACAUUCGAGCAGGCAAUGGCUCAGGUUGAAGGACAGGUCCCGGCCGAACUUGAAUUCUACUUUGCUAAGGCCAAGGAAAGAUGGGGUAGUGCUAGCAAGCAAUACAAGGCUGUUGUUGAGUAUGCUCUGAAGGACCUGUGGCCGUUAGUCGACGAGGCCAAUGCGAUAUCCGAAGACCUCUUCCCUGUUAGACCAUACAAGUACACCAUUGAGAUAUUCGUUGACCAUGUGCAGGCUGAGGGCCAACAGUCUGAUUUCCAUCCAGCUGAUAUCGUCAAUGUUCGGAUGUCCAGGUUGGAGAAACCCGACACCAAGAACUACAAAUCUGUGUGCACAUGGUCUCUGGAGCAGCUGGAGGGGCGUGUCGAAGUGAUGAGGGAGAUAUUCCACAAGUUCAACGAGUUGCCUCCCGAGAAGAGGGCCAAGAAAUGUGGAAUAUCAGUACGUUACUCACCCCGACAUCAACGAUUAGCUUUCACUCUAUAG